Microthlaspi erraticum is the source of this 291-nucleotide messenger RNA. NCBI's taxonomy places the organism in Eukaryota, Viridiplantae, Streptophyta, Magnoliopsida, Brassicales, Brassicaceae. The record is from the annotation of a GenBank genome assembly.
AUGCAUGUUUGGUCCUUUGAAAUAGGUCUUUUGGAGCAUUCUGGAGCAUAUGGGACACAAGGAGCAUGGAGGGACUUGGCACAUGGAAGCAGCUCAACUGGAUACGCAAAGGAAGAAGGGAGAAGCCAUCUUGAAGACCAGCUCGACCGUCACUCGACCAACCGGUCGAGUUCCUCAACUCGACCGGCCAAGCUUCAACUCGAUCGAGCUGGGGAGUCAAAGUCAAACCCGAAAAAUGUUGCUUCCCCCUUGACUUCCUUUGACCCUAAACCUAAUCCUCUUUGUAUUUAA